AAAUCCAAUUUCCUCUACCACACACAGACUACUCUUCGUUCCCCAAAUCUUCGAGCUUUGAUUCCAUUCCAUGUAGAUAGAGAGAAUGUUUGAAUGGAAUGGUCAUCCUCAACUUUACAAAAAUUCAUCUUCACACACACAAAAAUUAAUUCCAAAAAAAUAAAAAAUCACAAGCAAUCUCUCUCUGCGAAACCAUGGAUGGAGGAGGUGUGUCUGCCGCCGCCAUCGAAGUUCUUGUUCAAAACGUCAUCAACGUUUUCAAAGAAGAGCGGUCUCUACUUCGAGGUCUCGAUGGAGAUACCCAACAGCUGCAGAGGACUCUGGCCAUGAUUCAAGCUUACUUGAAUGACGCUGAGAAGAAAUCAAUCACCCAAGAUGCAGUCAAGAUCUGGUUGAGGGAGCUUGAAGCUGUGGCUUUCGAUGCUGAUAAUGUUGUGGAUGAACUCAGCUAUCAUCUUCUCCACAAAAGAGUCAACAAAAUGAAGACACCCAAGGAUAAGGUACUAUCAUGCUUCUCAUCCUUGAAUCACAUCUCACGCCCACGAAAUAUGGCUCUUAGAAUCAAACAAAUCAAUACGAGUUUUGAGAAUAUGAACAAAAGGGCAACCGAGCUCGGCCUUCAGAGCAUAGUGGUGAAUGCACCUGCUGCUGCUCUGAAUGCUUCCUUUGAGACUGAUUCAUUCUCUAUUGAUCCAAUCUUUAUUGGAAGAGAUGAUGAUGUGCCUAAACUAGUUGAGAUGCUGAUCCAGAUCAGCCCAGAGGAACGGAGAUUCUCCACCCUUGCAAUUGUCGGAAUGGGAGGUAUGGGGAAGACUACGUUGACCAGGAAAAUCUUCAAUCAUCAAAGGGUGAAGACUCGAUUCGGAUCACGGCUUUGGGUUCAUGUUUCUCAAAAUUUUGAUCCAGUGCUUCUUUUCAAGAAAAUACUUUUCAAGAUGGCUAAAAACACUAGUGAUGGAGUUGAGAGCAGAGAUGAUGAUAUCCUGGAAACUAGAAAGACUACUGAUGGAGUUGAGACCAGAGAAGAUAUUCUUGAAAAGCUUCAAGAAGCUUUGAAAGCUAAAACUUAUCUUCUUGUUCUUGAUGAUAUAUGGAAUCAAGAUGUUCCGACAUGGGAAGGCUUUAUAAAUUCUUUGUUGGGAGUAACUUCUACUAAAGGAAAUGGCAUCAUCAUCACUACCAGGAAUGAGAAGGUUGCUUCAAUUGUGAACCCACUUGACAUUCAUAUGUUAAAAGGCUUAUCAGAUGAAGAUUGCUGGUCCAUAAUCAAAGUUAAAACUUUUGAUGAAAAUAGAGAAGUUCCAUCAGGCUUGGAAAUGAUUGGAAGAAAGAUUGCAAAAAGAUGUAAAGGUUUGCCCUUAGCUGCCAAUGUGGUCGGGGGAGUGCUUCGCUGUAAAUCUCAAGAAGAGUGGGUCGAAGUCAAACAGAGAUGGCUUACAGAUGUUGACGGAGAUAACAUCUCAAAAAUUUUGAGAUUGAGCUUUGAUAAUCUGUCUUCACCGUCACUCAAGAAGUGCUUCACAUACUGUUCAAUUUUCCCAAAAGGUGGCAAAAUUGUGAAGCAGGAGCUGAUUGAACAAUGGAUGGCAGAAGGUUUUCUUCAGCCAAAUCGAAGAGAUGAUAUGGAGUCCGUGGGCGACAUGUUCUUUAAUAUGCUUUUACAAAACUCUUUGUUGCAAGUUGCAGGGAGAGAUGAUAUUGGAAAUGUGGAGAGUUGUGUGAUGCACGAUCUUGUGCAUGAUCUGGCAUCUUCUGUUUUGGGUUAUUCUAAUAACAAAGAUGGAUCAGAACCUACCCCAAAGCAUUUGCGUACAUUGUUCUCGGAAGGUGAAGAAAUUUCGGGUAACAUUUUGUCCAACUUGGAAAGUCUGCAUGUUCUUACUCUUAAGAGUGAUGGGGUUAAAGAGUUGCCCAAUUCAGUAAGGAAGUUGAUACAUUUGAGAAAUCUUGAUAUUUCAAAUACAGAAAUUGAGAAUUUGCCAGACUGGAUUAGUGAAUUCCAUCAUUUGCAAACAUUAAGAGCCGAGAGAGCCGAGAGAAGGUUGAGGUGGAAUAGAUCGAUUCUUCUGCCAAGUACGUUAAAGUACUUGAUUAACUUAAGGCAUCUCUAUAUCAACGACAGUAUAGAUUUGCCAGCGGAGAUUGGGAGAUUAACUUGUCUCCAAACACUAAGGCACUUUAGAGUUGGUGACAAGAAGGGCCAUCGAAUUGAAGAGCUUGGAAGUUUGAAGAAUCUCAAAGGAAAACUAGUGAUUAGUAGUUUGGAAAAGGUGCAUGGCAAAGAAGAAGCAGAGAAAGCAAAGAUAUUUGAGAAAGAAGGUGAAAGAAAUGAUGAGGAGAGUGUGUUGGAAGGCCUCCAGCCUCAUGCAAAUGCCAAUCUGAAGAAGUUAGAGAUUUAUGGAUUCAAAGGCAAAAGAUUUCCAGAGUGGAUUGAGAAGAUGGCAGUACGGGAUGGACCUCAAGCCUCUUGGGUAGCACUUGAAAACUUGAUUCAGAUAACACUCGAGAGGUGCUCAGAAUGUGAGGAAAUCCCACAGCUGGAGCACUUGCCAAAUCUCAAAUCUCUUUCUUUGAUAGGAUUGGAGAAGGUGAGGUUCAUAAAUUCUUCAUUUUCUAAAUUAAUGUCCCUCAAUAUAGAUUGCUUAGAGGGAUUGGAAUGUCUGCCAGAUUGGUUGUUUUAUAAGAAUCAGAAUCUCUCAAAGUUGGAGAUAAGGCAAUGCCCCAAGUUGAGAGAAUUACCAGAUGGACUGGACACCCUCAAUUCUCUGGAGAAGUUGGUUAUACAUGAUUGUCCAAAUCUGAAGUCAAUAGGGAAUCCAAGUGGCAGAGAAGGACAAUCACAAGGAAUCCUACGCGAACUCGUGAUUGAAAGGUGCGAAGGGUUGAUGGUUUUGCCACGUCAAAUGCUAGAGUCAUGGGCGCCAACAAUCGAGUGUCUCGAAUUGAAGGGAUUAAGCAGCCUAAAGAAUCUGCCGAUGGUAAUUGGCUGCCUCGCUAAGGCAGCUCAUCUCACAAAUUUGAAAAUUGUUGGUGUUCCGAUUGCUAGUGUCAAGAGUUGGGCUUUAGGCCGCUCAAGAGAAUUAGUGAUAGAUGUGAGUGAGGAGUUGUCAAUGGAGAGUAGUGUUGGCAUGAAAGAGCCUGUGGAUGCCUUAUUGCAAGGAUGCUGCAACUCACUUACUAAUUUCACCUUAAGAGGGGUGCAAAAUUGGGAGUGGUUACCAGAAUCAAUUCAACAUCUCACAGCUCUUAAUGUGUUAAACUUGCAUAAUUUAGGGGUAGAAGAAUUGCCAGAAUGGUUGGGGAACCUUCCAUCCCUACGGAGCUUAACUCUAAAUAGUUGCAACAAGUUGAGGCAUCUGCCCUCUUGCUGGGAUGCAUUGGAGGUUUUAUAUAUCGAAGAUUGUGGAGAAUUACACAUUGAUCCUGCAGAGUGGCACAACAACUCUCCCAAUCUCACCAUCUGGGUUGACGGCCGCCAGAUUAAACCUUGCAGCAAAAUGGUCAUCCACAACUUUACAAUCAUUCAUCUUCACACACACACACACACACACAAAGUUCACAAAGCAUUCUCUCUCUGCAAAAUCAUGGAUGGAGGAGGUGUGUCUUCUGCAGCCAUUGAAGUUCUGCUUCAAAACCUGAUCAACUUUAUCAAGGAAGAGUAUUCUCUUCUUCGAGGUCUCGAAGGAGAUGCCCAACAGCUGCAGAGGACUCUGGGCAUGAUUCAAGCCUACUUGAAUGACGCUGAGAAGAAAUCCAUCACCCAAGAUGCAGUCAAGAUCUGGUUGAGGGAGCUUGAAGCUGUGGCUUUCGAUGCUGAUAAUGUCUUGGAUGAACUCAACUAUCAUCAUCUCCACAAAAAAGUGAAGAAAUUGAAGACACCCAAUCCCAAGGCGAAGGAUAAGGUACUAUCAUGCUUCUCAUCCUUAAAUCAUAUCUCACUUCGGCGUAACAUGGCUCUUAGAAUCAAACAAAUCAAUGCCACUUUCGAGUCUAUGAACAAGAGGGCAUCAGAUCUUGACCUUCAAAGCAUAGUUGUGAAUGCACCUGCUGCUGCUUCUCUGAAUGCUUCCUUUGAGACUGAUUCAUUGUCUCUUGAUCCAAUCUUUAUUGGAAGAGAUGAUGAUGUGCCUAAACUAGUUGAGAUGCUCACCCACACCCACUCAGAGGAACGGAUCUUCUCCAUCAUUGCUCUUGUUGGAAUGGGAGGUAUGGGGAAAACUACGUUGACUAGAAAAGUCUUCAAUCAUGAAAAGAUGAAGACUCGAUUUGGAUCACAUAUUUGGGUUCAUGUUUCUCAAACUUUUGAUCCGAUCAUUAUUUUGAACAAAAUCUUUUCAACAUUGACUUCAAAUACUGAUGUGAGAGUUGAAAGUAGGGAAGUUCUUCAGCAAAAGCUUCAAGAAGCUUUGAAGGCUAAAACUUAUCUUCUUAUUCUUGAUGAUGUAUGGAAUGAAGAUGUUCCGAAAUGGGAAAACUUUAUAAAUUCCAUAUCGGGAGUAACUUCUACUAAAGGAAAUGGCAUCAUCAUCACUACCAGGAAUGAGAAGGUUGCUUCAAUUGCGAACCCACUUGACAUUCAUAUGUUAAAAGGCUUAUCAGAUGAAGAUUGCUGGUCCAUAAUCAAAGCUAAAACUUUUGUUGAAAAUGGAGAUCAAGUACCAUCAGGAUUGGAGAUGAUUGGAAAAAAGAUUGCUGAAAGAUGUAAAGGUCUGCCCUUAGCUGCCAAUGUUGUCGGCGGAGUGCUUCGCCGUAAAUCUCAAAAAGAGUGGCUCGAUGUCGAACAGAGAUGGCUAACGGAUGUUGAUGGAGAUAACAUCUCGAAAAUUUUGAGAUUGAGCUUUGAUAAUUUGUCUUCACCGUCACUCAAGAAGUGCUUCACAUACUGUUCAAUUUUCCCAAAAGGUGGCAAAAUUGUGAAGCAGGAGCUGAUUGAACAAUGGAUGGCAGAAGGUUUUCUUCAGCCAAAUGGAAGAGAUGAUAUGGAGUGUGUGGGCGACAUGUUCUUUAAUAUGCUUCUACAAAACUCUUUGUUGCAAGUUGCGAAGAGAGAUGAUAUUGGAAAUGUGGAGAGUUGUGUGAUGCACGAUCUUGUGCAUGAUCUGGCAUCUUCUGUUUUGGGUGGUUCUAAUAAUGCAGAUGGCUGCAACCAAAUCAGAUACAUCACUCUUCAAGGGUCAAAGCCUGUGCCAAAACAAGUGGCAAAACAUUUGCGUACAUUGUUCUUGGAAGGUGAAGAAAUUCCGGGUAACAUGUUCUCCAACUUGGAAAGUUUGCAUGUUCUUACUCUUCAGAGUCGUGGAGUUAAAGAGUUGCCCAAUUCAGUUAGGAAGUUGAUACAUUUGAGAAAUCUUGAUAUUUCAAAUACACGAAUUGAGAAUUUGCCAGACUGGAUUAGUGAAUUCCAUCACUUGCAAACGUUAAGAGUUGAGAAUUGGUUGAAUACAGUGUUUCUGCCAAGUACGUUAAAGUACUUGAUUAAUUUAAGGCAUCUCUAUAUCCACGAUGAUGUGAAGUUGCCUGCGGAGAUUGGGAGAUUAACUUGUCUCCAAACACUAAGGCACUUUAGAGUGGGUGACAACAAGGGGUAUCGAAUUGAAGAGCUGGGAAGUUUGAAGAAUCUCAAAGGACAACUAGUGAUUAGUGGUUUGGAAAAGGUGCAGGGCAAAGAAGAGGCAGAGAAAGCAAAGAUAUUUGAGAAGUCAAACUUAUUUGAUUUGGGGUUUGUAUGGGAUGAGGAGAGAGAAGGUGAAAGAAAUGAUGACCAGAAUGUGUUGGAAGGCCUCCAACCUCAUGCAAAUGCCAAUCUGAAGAAGUUAGAGAUUAAAGGAUUCAAAGGCAAAAGAUUUCCAGAAUGGAUUGAGAAGAUGGCAGUACGGGAUGGGCCUCAAGCCUCUUGGCUACCACUUGAAAACUUGAUUCAGAUAACACUCAAGAGGUGCUCAGAAUGUGAGGAAAUCCCACAGCUGGAGCACUUGCCAAAUCUCAAAUCUCUUUCUUUGAAAGCAUUGAAGAAGUUGAGGUUCAUAAAUUCUUCAUUUUCUAAAUUAAUGUCCCUCAAAAUAGAAGAGUUGGAGGGAUUGGAAUGUCUGCCAGAUUGGUUAUUCUAUAAGAAUCAGAAUCUAUCAGAGUUGGAGAUAAGUGGAUGCCCCAGGUUGAGAGAAUUACCAGAUGGACUGGACACCCUCAAUUCUCUGGUGGAGUUGAGUAUAUGUGAUUGUGGAAAUGUGAAGUCAAUAGGGAAUCCAAGUGGCAGAGAAGGACAAUCACAAGGAAUCCUACGCGAACUCAGGAUUCAAAGUUGCGAAGGGUUGAUGGUUUUGCCACGUCAAAUGCUAGAGUCAUGGGCGCCAACAAUCGAGAAUCUCGUAUUGUGGAAAUUAAGCAGCCUACAGAAUAUGCCGAUGGUAAUUGACUGCCUCGCUAAAGCAGCUCGUCUCACAGCUUUGACAAUUGGUGGUGUUCCUAAAUUCUUCAUGUGUACUGAUAGUGUCAAGAGUUGGGGUUUAGGCUGCUUAUGGAGCUUAGUGAUAGAUGUGAGUUGGGAGUGGUCAAUGGAGAGUAGUGUUGGCAUUAAACAGACUGUGGAUGCCUUAUUGCAAGGAUGCUGCAACUCACUUACUUACUUGGUCUUAAGAGGGGUGGAAAAUUGGGAGUGGUUACCAGAAUCAAUUCAACAUCUCACAGCUCUUUAUAGGUUAGAGUUAGAGAAUUUAGGGGUAGAAGAAUUGCCUGAAUGGUUGGGGAACCUUCCAUCUCUAGAGCGCUUAUAUCUAAUUAGUUGCAACAAGUUGAGGCGUCUGCCAUCUUGCUGGGGGGAUGCAUUGAAGUAUUUAAGUAUUAGAGAUUGUGGGGAAUUAGGCAUUGAUCCUAUUCCUGCAGAGUGGCACAACAACUUUCCCAAUCUCACCGUCUGGGUUGACGGCCGCAACCUGAUUGAUUAAACCUAGAAGCAAGUAAGUUUCAUUUCUCUUUCGUUGUUUUAGGUUAUUUUUUUCUUAAAAGUUCAAUUUUGCUAGAAUCCGUGGAAUUUAAAAUUAAUUAUGUAAAAAUGAAAUUUAGAAAAUAAAUAUGAAUUUCAUAUUAA
Molecule: messenger RNA, 7084 nt
Organism: Salvia miltiorrhiza (redroot sage)
Lineage: Eukaryota; Viridiplantae; Streptophyta; Magnoliopsida; Lamiales; Lamiaceae
Exons: 3
Coding region: 195-6941 (2248 amino acids)
Biological process (GO): defense response to other organism
Molecular function (GO): ADP binding; ATP hydrolysis activity
Source: RefSeq, a predicted model, not a curated record